AUGAACGCACUGUAUGAGAUUGCUGUUAACCACGGCCUGGCUCGCGAGGACUCACCCUCCUCUCGUCGCCAGAAGCUCUUUGAUACCGAAGGUGCGACUGCUGAAAGCUCGGGAGGAGCUCCCCAAGACAUGGAUCCACGCCUGCAAAGCAAGGCUAUUCCUACCUUUCCCCUCUACCGACUGGCAUGCCCAUCUACCUUCUCUAUCUCCUCCAUCGCCUCUCUUCUAUCUGGUCAAGAGGAUGUCCUACCUUUCAGUUCCACUAUCACCUCUAGUUCCGCUUCCACCCAGUUCCCCGUGACGCCAUACAGCUCCAUUUUGCUCGGCGACAGCAUGCUCUCGUUUUAUUCCUUGGCAAGUGGCAACGAUGCUACACCAUUCCAGUCUGCUAUCACGCGGGUUGAAGAGCCGUCUCGCCGUCGUUCGUGGGCUGAGCGUUUCCUUUCCUUGUUCCAUAUUAACGAGAAGCUGCCGAUCGAGCCUGAAGCGAUCGUAAAUCCAUACAACGGUCUCUGGCGCUCAGCGUCCACCAUCGCCGUUGUAAACGCCUCAGAGGAAGCUGAAGAUGAUGAGGACGACGACCUAUCUGUCUACAAUGACGACUCCCUACUCUAUAGCGAUUUGGAUGAUCUCACCACGAUGACUAGCAUCUCGGCACUUCCUGCCCCUGCUCUACGCACUCGGCCUUGGGUGGACAGCUACCUAUCGCUUCUCCAACCAUACGAGCCCAGCGUAAGAUCCAACCAUAGCACUACCGAUACCGCAUCCACCCAACAGCCUAGUGGCCCUGCAUUCCGCCACCCCGUGCCAGUCUGGCUUGGCCAGUAUAUUGCAGUAGCCCGCAUAGCCCAGCCAGAUGUUGCACUGGAUGAUUUGAUUGAGCUGUAUGAGGCAUCCAAGUUUAUGCUCGAUGAAAACGGGGAUCCACUCAAGAUGCUUCCAGCAGAAGCGUUGCCCGAGCCCAUUUCAAGAAAGCGUGUCUGGAGGAGGGCACUGAAGAAGGCGGCCAGUAAGGUCUGCGCCAAGUUCAAUCAUAAAAAGACGGACGCCAAUGGUUGCGCAGUAGACGGAGCAUAUCACACAAAUUGCUCGAUGAACAAGGCUCCCAUAGCUGUGCCUGAGAUUGAGCAGCAGAAUGGGAACGAUUCUAGCCAGCCCAAGAGGCGAACAGAGCUGACACGCAAAGUCGUGUCGCUCUUUAAAAGCAAAUUAAGGCGGUCGGCAGACGCUUGA
Protomyces lactucae-debilis is the source of this 1233-nucleotide messenger RNA. RefSeq lists its product as uncharacterized. The coding region runs from base 1 to 1233 and encodes 410 amino acids. The transcript has a single exon. Lineage: Eukaryota; Fungi; Ascomycota; Taphrinomycetes; Taphrinales; Protomycetaceae. The record is from RefSeq and is a predicted model, not a curated record.